GCCUGGGUGCAGCCAAGCCGCAAAUGCUCGACACCACGCCUUCCUCGCAGGGCAGCAAGACGACCGCCGGCGCAGGCGCAGCGUUGGCCGCGGGCGCUGGAGUGACGUCUCCGGAGCUGGAGAAUGUGCCGCUCUCAACGCCGCCGUACUUCACGCAGCUGCCGCCGCCCACGCCGCGCCGCCGCCGACCAGGCGCGGCGCUGGCGUCGCCGAUGGUGGUGCUGUCUCGCGGCUGGCUGCGCAGACACCGGCCCGCCGUGCUGAUCACCGCCUCCGUGCUGGGCGCCGCCGUCCUCGUAGUGCUGCUCGCCGCCCUCGCCUACCACGUCACGCCGUCAACUGUGUCCGAAGACUACGAGCUGGAUAUAGAAGAGGAAUCGGGGAAUGUGGAGGUGUCAUUGGGACACCGGGUCAUAGAAGAUGAGUUCGACACGUCACGACCGCUGGUUGUUGAGGGCAACGGUACUAUUGUGGAGCCUCCGACUCCGAAAGAUUUAGAGGGAGGGGAGACCCAGCCUCGAGUUGCCGACGAUAGCAUUCUGGUUCCUCGCUUGGUGGAGGAGGGCAAUCCGGAGCAUACACCAGAGGUCGGUGCCGUGCUGAGAGAUGCCGUCAGGUCCUUCAGAAGUCCUUCCCGUAGCAGAAGGCACCGCACCGACGACUCCUUCGCCGCAGACCCGCCCACAGUCGAGCGCUUCGCCGACAAACCAAGUACUCCGCAGGGCCUUGCUUCUGAGCAGGGUUCACACAUCAGCGGAGGCGCUGUGGAUGUCACGUACGCUCACAGAACGAAUGAGGGACCAUCGGUAGAUGCAGGACCGAAUGUGAUCAAAGUUAGUGUGUCAACAAAUGGACAGGGCAAAGGACUUUGGAAGUGGGCAGCACUGCCGUUCGAUCAUACCUAUGAUAUAGAGUUGGAUGAGAUUGGAAAUUCAGUUUCUGAAACCAUAAAACGAGCCGGUGGGACAGAAAAACCUGUGGAAUAUGCAAGAGAGUACAAUCUGGGUAGCGAUGCUAGACAUCAGUCCGAGGUCACUGGUAUCGAGUCAAAUUCGGUGGAAUCUAGUAGAUUUCAAAGCGGAACUCCUCAGGAGCCUGAGGAGAGUGUAGUACGGACUUUAAGAAAAUGGCCAUUAAACCAUCCUCUAGGGCAACAAGAGCGGUUAGUAACAGUGAUAAAGAUUCCUGGUGUUAUUAGGAGGCAGAAGCGUGGUGUGAGACCAGAAUCUGAUGUGAGUGAUCACAAUCUUAUCCAACGGAUGAGCAGACGCGAUGCAAUAUUGGGCUCAUUAUUUCGGAAAUUAAAUGGAAAGAGUUCUCCUUCAAACGAGAAGGGAUCCAUUACAGGUGAUGCUAGAAGGUUUAAUAGGCGCACUCCAUUUCGAAGCAAGAGACAAGUCUACUGGGGGCCAUACUAUGACCCUCAUAACAGGUUUCACGUUGACACUGAAAGCGUGGAAGACUCUUCGAGCGAAGACGUCUCAGACAACGAUGUGAGCCACUUGAGAAGCCCAUACAGUUGGUUUUAUGCACCUCAAACUUUUCGUGCACGGUCGCCUUACGGAUAUCCUUCUACACAGUACUGGUCCUUGUACCACCCACAUUCACCAUUCUAUCUGAAUGGAGCCCACAUUGGACAACCAGAUUUCUACCAGGCCAGAUCAUUUCAGGACGUCACUAACACCGAGCAGCGCUCGCGACAUUAUGAAGGUGGUGAAGUAAGUGGGCCUGAAGAAGCAGAUUCACAAAGCAGACAAAUGGAGAAAGCAUUAGAGACGUCUGUUGUCGCUCCUGUGAAUAUCUCACCAGAACUGUUCGCGAGGGUAAUAAAAUCAGAAACUCCAGCGGAAUUUGCGAAACAUCUGCGGGAACUGUCGAAGACACACAUGUCAAAUCUCAGGCAGUCUCUUCCGGACGAGAACAGGAGGCGGCUGGAAGGCUUCACAAAUGUCUUGUCUGCGCUGGACGAGCAAACUGCGGGUCAGCCUCAGAGCGAUUCAUUUAUCGCGAGGUCGUCUGAAGCGGCUGCAGCGGUAGCAGGCUCUGAGAACGAGACUUCUGCCGCAAAUAGUCUACAGCAACAACCGACCAAAGCGUUUCAGCAACAUACAGAAGAAAUAGAGAGUACCGAGUCCUCAUCUGAAGAAGAGGGUGUAGAAAGGUCCGCUGAACCGGGUCUAGAGAAGCCCUUCACGGCGUACGGAAUUGUCAAGCUGAUAAACGUCUUGCCCUCUGACACAAUAACGAAAAUUAUUGAGUCAUUAUCCGCGGAAGCUUUCGCUGACUUGUUGAAGGGGCUGUCGAAAGAAGAAAUAAUGAAGAUAAAAAAUAGUUUGCCGCCGGAGAAGCUCGGGGCUAUUAAGAAAAUGUUCUCGCCAGAGGAACUGGAGGAGGUGAGGGAGACAUUGGGGAUAAAGUCGAACGCUACUUCUGCACCAGCAUAUGGACAGACAGCGACGGAAGUUCCCGGAAGUCUCACCAGCGCCGCUUCUGAAGAGGCAUCACUGGACUACAGUGAUGACGGUCCUGGCGCGUCCACCUACGCGCCACUGACGGUGGUGCAUGAAAGCAACACGGUUGCUGCUCUGGUUGACUCGCAAGAUCCUGCAGAGGAGGCAGAGCCACGGGACGAGAGCGCGCGAUCGUUCCUGCGCCGGAACGGCACGGGCUCCCUCGUCCUGAAGCAGCUGCGACCUGGCCUGCUGCAGCAGACCGUGGCGGCCAUGAGCAGCCCUGUGGCGGCAGCGGGGAUGGCGCAGCUAGCGGUGCAGGACCAGCGCGUCGGCCGCGAGAUGGACGUGGGGAACCCCCUGGACGCAGUCCUGGCCGCUACUUCCCAGCCCCAGCCACAGAGGCAGCACCGUGCAGACACCACCGACGCCAUCCUCAGCACGCUCACCGCACUGGCCGAAGACGUCCACUGGAUACGGGUGCAGCUCGCUAGUUCCAACACGUCUAUUGCGGGCGCGGCCAGGUCCAGCCUGCUGGAGGCAGAGCUGGAGUCUGCGCGUCGCUCCUUCAUGAAGCACACGGCGUUAUCUGGGAGUGGCCUCACCCCUCUGGACAGGGAGCGGCUGGCCGCGCUGCCAGACCUUGCUGAUCAGCUCAAGGCCAGGCAGGCAGGGAAUGCCAUCCCCAAGAUUGUAGCUGCAGACUACCCUACAGGCAUGGAAGGAGACUACGCUGGUGCUGUGGAGGCCACAGCAUCGACUGCAUACACUGUCACUAGUCCUGGUGUGGAUGCUACCACUCCUAAGACUUGGGCACAUGGACAGUACAUGCUAACUGCCAAACCAGGCAUCACAGCUCCAGAACCAAACACUGGCAUUCACUUCCCUUCUCAAUCUUCUGGGACAGCAUUUCAGAACGGUGGCGCGCACAAGACGCUGGACGGUGGACAGCUGGUGGCGCUGCCGAUCCACUCUGGCGGGCAGCACGUGCCCCUCUGUAUCUACAGUCACCACCACCAGCAGCAGCAGCAGCCACUGGUGCCCGCUUGGCCGCUGUACAGGCAGGCACCUCCCCCGCCCCAGGCGGCCGCCUACGCCUCCGCGGUCGCCAUCGUGCCGCAGCCGCAGCUGAUCAAGACUGACGACAAAGUCGAGGGCAAGGAGUUGCCGGUGCUGCACCACCAGCAGAACGUGUACAACUACUACAGCGGCGCAGGCCUGCCUUGGCACCACGCCUCGCGCCCGCAGACGGCGCAGCAGCAGCAGCAGCCACCACUGCAGCCUGUCAUCUGCGGGUGGGCGCCGCCCUCUCCAGAACUGCAAAUCCCUCUACACUCCCACACAGCUCUGUUCCAGCCUUACCUCAACUGGAGGCUCCACGGUCAAGCUGGAGUCGACGCAGCAACUAACUUGCAGCACAGUGCGGUGCUGCAGGUUCAAACGACAAAAAGUGAAGAGGCAGGUGUAAAGCAACGAACCACCGCAGGGGAAGCUGUGUUCACACAAAAACCUCUCGUCGAGCAGCCGCCUUCGUCAGCUAGGGAUAGCCACUUGGGCGAGGGGAAGAGCGGACUCGGGGAGGCAUCCGGAGGUAGCCAGCUGUUCGAGCAAUCGCAGAAUCAGUCUACGUCGGCGCCUGCACCACGUGCGGACUCCACUAGUGAGUGGCAGGCUCCAGCCACUGGGUCGAAACACCGCCAAAACGCGACAGCUCGUGAUCCCUGCUGUGACGGAACGACGGACGCCGCUGGCGAAAGUCAAAGGGCCAACGUCGCUUCUCAGAAACACGACACCGAAGAGAAGCAGCGGUUCGCGAGUGAGAUCCGCCCACUGCAAGGUACGCACGCCGCUAUUCUGUCGGGCCUCGCUGUCACCCCAACCGUGCCUGUUCUCUCUAGCACCGGCGGCAAUGCUGCUAGAAACAGGUGACAUAUCGCAACUCCCAAACUAUUACGUGCCACAGCCUAUUCGAGGCGUUAGUUUAACUUUCGUAUUUUUUAAAUUGUUGUUCAUAAUGAACAGUGCUCACAAGCGUAAGAAAUUUCAUGCAAUCUGUGAUUUUUUGUGAUUGUGUUUAUUCACUAUUGUAAAUAUCUUCACAAAAUGCCUAUGCCUUUAUUGUAUUUAAUUAAAUUUGCUGAAAAAAUAUUAUAGUAGUAGUAAGAGGUACGCAUCUUGAAUGGAAUAUCAUAUUGUUUCUGUACAUAAAAUUUCGUUUACCAAGAAAGCUAAACUACGUAAUGUAAACAGUGUACGGAUUGGUAUUAUUCAGUCAGCAAGUGGCAGAAAAAUACUUUCUACCUCUAGUGGUAUUCUGAACGAUCAUCAUUCUCGUUUGCCAUAAUCUGCCGAGUGCUAACGUGAUACUGCUUUCAUCCUUACAAUGCAAAAUGCAUUUGAUUAUCUUGUGUGUUGCGUCAAGUGUGAAUAGUAAUGUCACUAUGUAACGUGCAAUGUUAUCUUGAAGUGUAAAAAUCUCACAUGAUACAUUUUAUGGGCUGCUACAUGUGCUCUUCG
Messenger RNA from Schistocerca nitens (vagrant locust), 4967 nucleotides. RefSeq lists its product as uncharacterized. NCBI's taxonomy places the organism in Eukaryota, Metazoa, Arthropoda, Insecta, Orthoptera, Acrididae. Bases 24 to 4379 code for a protein of 1451 amino acids. The record is from RefSeq and is a predicted model, not a curated record. The transcript is spliced from 10 exons.